CGAAAGUAUAGGGCUAGGGUUUUUUGGCGGGGGGCGCCGUCUCCAUGGCGGGCAGCGAGUGGCGGGGAGAUUUCAGAUUUGGCGGUAGAGCUGAUGCGGUCAAAUUCGAGAGCAAAAGCAAGCAGGAUUGCCUGCGGCGGCGCCAGGUGAUCAGUGAAUUGCUCAAGAACAAGGAGAAGGAGAAGGAGAAAGAGAAGGAGCGAUUGAAUGGUAAGGAGAGCGGCCGUGAUCGGGAUCGCGGUUUCUUUGGCCCCAGCAGCAGCUCAAAACCUAUACAAAGACCGCUCAAGCCUGUCAGACCUAUCCCAAAGGCGAAACAAGAGUGUGUGAAGAAACUCAAGGAUGCUCGCGAUUUUACCUUCCUGUUUAACGAGGGUGGCAGUCCGGCGGCGCAGAAGCCUACCUCCAACGGGAGCUCUGUUCACAAUGUCAGGAGUAAAGCAAGCGAGGAACGUAAAGCUAGCGAACCUCGCAAAGCCGUGCAGAAGCCUCAGGAGCGUAAGGUGACGGAGGUGAAGGCUGGAAAACUUGCGCAGGAGAUUUUGAAGAGCAAUUCCUUGAAGCCGCCUGUUAAACUGGCUGGAUCUACAGCUCCAAGGCCUUCGAGUGCUCCGAGUGCUCCUCCAAGUACAUCAAAACCUACAGUGAAAGCAUCCAAGCCAAGCAGACCGCCGGUAAAGCCGAAAGUAAAUCCUCAGGAGGCAAAGAAGCUAAAAGAAGGGCGAGACUACAGUUUUUUGUUUGACGAUGGCGGCGAUUCAAAGCCUGGGAACGAGAGGCCCAAUGGAAGCAAGGACAUGCCACCGAGAUCUUCGGAAAAAAAGGUUGUCAGUUCGAGUACAAAAAUGUCCUCGAAGCCUGUACAGCCAUCAGUUAAACCUCCGUCAAAACCCGCAACGACGGUAACAAAGACCACCGCGAAACCAGUCGAUAGACGGCCUUUACCUGACAAAAGAGUACCAGAUAAAAGGCCACUGUCAGAGAAAAGACCAAAUCAGCAACAAGGUGUGAAGCGCAAGCACGAAAGCGAGCCACCGGGGCCUUCGAAACAGAGUAAGCCUCUUGUAAGCCAUUCCAAGCCACAGCCGAAGACCGCGAUCACGAAAAAUAAGUCCCUGAUCGACCGCAGACAUGCGUUUCGAGACCUUUCUAGCGACAGCGACGAGGAUGAGGAGAGGGGCAUCGUCAAAUUGCCAAAACAAUUCCGGCUUUCAAGGCGUUACCAGGACGAUGGAUAUGAUUCCUCGGAUUCUUCCAACAUGGAAGUCGGGUUUAGUGCGAUCCAAGCGGAGGAAGCGCGAAGUGCUCGCAUUGCUCGCCAGGAGGACGAAGAACAGCUCAAGUUAAUCGAGGAGGAAGAACGGCAAGAAAGAUUGCGUAAGAGAAGGAAAGCGUGAAACGAGCCAUGUACAUUUGAUUCAUUGAAGGUGGAAAUAUUCUUCGAAUAUGCUUCGACAUAAAGGAUAUUCUAUUUUAAAUGUAAA
This is a messenger RNA of Selaginella moellendorffii, 1484 nucleotides long. Its product is annotated as extensin-like. Lineage: Eukaryota; Viridiplantae; Streptophyta; Lycopodiopsida; Selaginellales; Selaginellaceae. Bases 45 to 1397 code for a protein of 450 amino acids. Gene Ontology annotation, cellular component: nucleolus. Gene Ontology annotation, biological process: regulation of DNA-templated transcription; nucleosome assembly. Gene Ontology annotation, molecular function: DNA binding; histone binding. The transcript has 9 exons. The record is from RefSeq and is a predicted model, not a curated record.